UGUGUUGCUCAAUGUUUUUGUUUUAGCUACCCCGCCGCUGUUUCCUGCUGGCAAGUUAACUCAAAAUGGAAAUGAGAGGGUCGACAGUUUGUGUUAUAUUAUUUCUUUUUGUCUCGGCUACUCGCACAGAGUCGUCAACUGGGCAGCUGAAUACGGAAAACAUCCUUAUUAACGUGACAGCGGGGACACUGGCAGAUGCACAGCUGCAAGAUUCUAACAACCUACAGAUAAAUUUAAACAUAUCGGUGGGUGAAGAGCAGGUGCUGGUCAAUGACGUCCCAGUGGAGCUGUCAGGGGUCACUCGGUUCAACUGCCAAGCGCUUCUCUUGGACAGUGUCAAUGGAAGCAGCGAGUUUGAGUCUGGGGACUUGGUGUCCACCGUCACCCGGGUGAUGGUGAGCCAGAAUAGGCUGUACAGCAGCUCAGAGGAGGUGUUGGCUCUUCAGGUCUUCAGUGAAGUGAUAGAGAUGGAUGGCAAAGAGGUCCAGCAGCCUGACAUGUGUGAGGUGAAAAUACUGAUGAGCCCAGAUUUCCAGAAGCUGGCUCAGUUCACCAACAUCUACCCCAUCGGACACAGUGAGAUCUUCAGGAUUCCCAGAGAAAAUGAUGUGGUUGUCACAGAUCCACCGAAUUCUAGAACAGAUGAAGAGCAACUGAUCUCUCAGACCACCAGCCAGUAUCCUCUGAAGCACACAGAGACCACCCGGGAAGAGAUCGCAGCCCCUGGAAAGCUCCCAGAGACCCCCCUGCGUAUGGACCCCGACUUGCUGUAUGAUGUCAGAUUUGAUGAUGAACUUGAUGACAGUUACCCGAGCCAGCCCGAUCAGAAUCAGAUGGAAACUCCACCCAACGAAUUCAUAUCAUCUUACUCUGCCAUGUGUCAGUGGGUAGAGCAAACCAGGGAGCGACUGCGGCGCUUCUGCUCCGAAUCCCUGCCUGUCUUCUUCCUGGUUAUGUGGGUGGUGGUGGUCGGCGUUGUCGGAUCGGCAGUCGUCGUCAAAAUCUUAGACGUGUUCUUCCCAACUUGUGAACAGAAGCACAUUUUUCAUGUAAACCCCAUCCCUGUGAUGCCAGAGGAUGAAAAGCACAAUCUGUUAGAGAACAUGGAAAUAGAAGUAGAGGAAGAAGAGAAGAAGCCUUGAAUGAAGACUGACUCGACCAGCUCCUCCAGUUUGUUCCUAUUUGUUCUUUGAGCUGCGGUUUGGCAUGGCCUGGUUUUGUUCUGAUCUGUGAAGCACCGCAGCUUUCCAUGUCACUUUACGCUUUCAUGAUCUUUUCAUUAGCCACAAAACAGAAGCUAAGUUAAUGUUAGUUUAGGCCAAUCCCUCAAAAUUGGGAACAAAGGGAGUGAUUUGUAGUGCUGAAUCUCCUCAUGAUACGAUGAGAUUUAAGUGCGGAAAGCUUACAGUUACAUUACCAGGAGCUACAAGGUCCAAAACAUUAUUAAAUGAGCUGAAUGUCUGUUUCAAACCUUCAAACCUAAACAACAGCAACUUGUGGUUUUAGGGACUGCUUAGGCUUCAUUUGUAGUACUGCUUUAAAUCUGCCCUGUGGCUGCAGCCCCUGCGCCCUGUGAAACAGUCUGCCAUGCACCUGCCCACAAAUGUUACACACGUCACCGACACACAGACCUCAACAACUGUAACGGGUCUGUUUGGUAGUCGUAAAACAGUUCAGCUCAACCAGUUCCCACAUUUUCUGUCUUCCCUUGUAGCCGCGAUGUGAUCAACUCAGUAUUAAAACCUUUACCACCAGGGGGCAGUGUUUUACCAGUGGGUGUGUAGAAAUGUUUUUCAGGGUGUGAUCCUUUUGGAAAAUCUCCCCAUUUCCUCAAGAGGCUUUGCCUGCUCCCAGGCUGAUAAUUUGGCAGUGCAGUUUAGGGUAGAUUCAGGUUUAAAGGAAUAAACUAGAUGCAGUGGGCUUAACCUAGAAGGAUGGACAAACUGAGCAUUUUAGGAACUGCACUGAAGCACUUAAGAAUUCCCUGAAAACACUCUGUGUAUUUAGCAGUUCUUUACAGCCCAUAUUUUUGUUAGCCUUAUAUAUGUUUUUUUGUCCUCCAGAAUUCUUCCCCUACAACUGGAAAAAUGAAGACGCCUCUAAGUGCACUAAAUACUUUAUAUAUAUUUAAAAUUAAACUGAGGCAAAGACGCGAUGGUUGCUUACAUCUGCUGCUUUAGAAAUGUCUGAGGAAUUAAUAAAGAAAGACAAAGCGAUGCAGAUUACUGUGUCAGAUUCUCCCAUUUCUGGGUCUCCCUUUGACUGCAUUUAUUGAGGUUCAUCUGUUGAUUGUCUUUUUUCCCCCCACUGUGCCUCAGUUUCUUUUAUAGGGAUUCUUUGAUGGGAAGGAGGAAUAUGCGGUCUACUUCAAUCGGAUUUGUGUGUGGCUUCCCUUUACUAAUAUUGGAGAAUGUCAGUGAAGUUGUUCAGAAUGUCUAUGCACUCUACAAAUAUCAAACUACUACGAGUAGACUGAUGUAAUAAGACUUGAUCACAAUUUCAGUGUGUAAAUUGUUGUUGAAAGAACAAAUCUGCAUGUCCUCACUAUCACGUCAGUGGCCUGUACUGCACAGUAGCUGUUAUCUGUGGCUUCACUUACCCCGAGAUCAGCAGUCACACAAAGGUGGUUACCAGCUGGGUGCAGAUGACUUCAUGUCAUGGUGACGUGAAUAUUUUCCAAAAAAAAA
Archocentrus centrarchus (flier cichlid) is the source of this 2687-nucleotide messenger RNA. It is a transcript of the gene ginm1, whose product is annotated as glycoprotein integral membrane 1. The record is from RefSeq and is a predicted model, not a curated record. The coding region runs from base 66 to 1142 and encodes 358 amino acids. The transcript has 8 exons. NCBI's taxonomy places the organism in Eukaryota, Metazoa, Chordata, Actinopteri, Cichliformes, Cichlidae.